Porites lobata is the source of this 540-nucleotide messenger RNA. The record is from the annotation of a GenBank genome assembly. Lineage: Eukaryota; Metazoa; Cnidaria; Anthozoa; Scleractinia; Poritidae.
AUGAAAUGUAAAAAAGUGGGGCAUUUCGCAAAAGUUUGUAAAACGAAAGAACAAGAUACCAGCAGACCCAAGAAAGGAAAUAUACACCAAGGCACCAAAGAUGAUGAUUUCGCCUUCACCUUACAGUCUAGUGGAAGAGAUAUUCCCACCAUAGACAUCGAGCUCGGAGGUGUUCGACUGGAAGGGGUUCUUGUCGAUUCUGGUUCCACCUGCAAUGUUAUUGACAGAGCGACGUGGGAGACGCGUAAGGAGAAGAAAGUGAAAUGCGUGUCAAGGAAAUCUAACAGAAAGCUGUACUCCCAUGGAUCCAAUGAGCCACCUACUGCUGCUGGUGAGUUUGAAACUGAACUUUGUUACAAAGAUAAACGUUGCCAUGUGUGUUUUAUUGUUGUGGAAGAGAAAGCAAGGGCAAUACUUAGCAGGGAUACCCCAGAAGAGCUGGCCAUACUGAAACUUGAAAUCAAUGCCUUAAAAGAAGAAACCCUGCCUAGAGAUUUUCCUGAGUGUUUUAAGGCAGUAGGAAAACUUAAGGGUUUCUAA